CGAAAACGAAGACACUAUAGAUGACUUCGCUCAUUGGGAAGAAUAUAUGAAGAGAUUCCACAUCUUAAUGAAGGAAAAUGGUUGCCAUCCUUUUAAAUACGGAGUUUGGCCACGGCAACGUACUCGUAAAGAAAAAAAGAUUCCAGAAGCCGUCCGUAGGACAUUAAUGAAGCUGCUAGACAUCGAGUCCAAGCCCGGAAACUGGAGGUGUCUGGCAGAAAGCUUAGGAGCUUCUUGCUCAGAUAUACAAUUCCUGGGAAACCGUAACCACGAGUCGCCAACGCAACACGUCCUCAACGUAUUCGAAACAAUGGGCAAGCCUUUAACUUUACUGAGAGACAUCUUCAUUGACCUUGACCGCUACGAUGUUGUUACUGUGUUAAAUGACGAGAUUAAUUGAUGCCAAAUAGGCCACUGGUCAGGGAAUGAGACCAUGCCCACCCCGCUCCACAAAGAAAUCGAGCUUGGAUCC
Pocillopora verrucosa is the source of this 472-nucleotide messenger RNA. Lineage: Eukaryota; Metazoa; Cnidaria; Anthozoa; Scleractinia; Pocilloporidae. The record is from RefSeq and is a predicted model, not a curated record.